AUGGCUGAUAUAGGUGGCUGGAGUACUAUUGAGUCAGAUGAGGGCUUGUUCACCUCUCUGAUUGAGACCCUCGGGGUUCAAGAUACCCAAUUCGAAGAACUCAUCUCCCUCGAUGCAGACACAAUCCGCUCACUAGGUCCCGUCUACGGCGUGAUCUUCCUCUUCAAAUGGACUCGCGAAGCAGCAGGCGCCCGCGCCGAAGCCCCCCUCGAUGGAACCUACGACCAAACAGCCACAGACAACAACCUCUUCUUCGCGGCGCAGACAAUCCAAAAUGCCUGCGGCACGCAAGCCAUCCUCUCCGUAAUCCUGAAUCACGACAACCCGCCCGCGCCCCUCCCACCAAUCCAGCUAGGCCCUGAGCUCCGCUCCUUCAAAGACUUCACAACAGGCUUCCCGCCUGAACUCCGCGGUGAAGCGCUCUCCAACAGCGAAGCGAUCCGGUCCGCACACAACAGCUUCGCGCGCGCAAGCCCCUUCGCCGAUGAGACGGCCCGGCCGCAAGACGACGAGAAGGGCGCAGACGUGUACCAUUUCAUUGCGUACACGCCUGUCAAUGGGAAGCUGUAUGAGCUCGACGGACUGCAGCCGCAUCCUAUUAGCCAUGGGGAGUGUGAUGUGGCGUCUUUCCCGGAGAAGGUGAUUGAGGUGCUGCAGCGGCGCAUUGCGCGGUACCCGCCUGAGGAAACGCAUUUCAAUCUUAUGGCUGUUGUGAAGGAUCCUAGGGGGCGGGCGCGGGAGAUUGGGGAUGUUGAGACACUGGAGAGAGAGGAGAGAAAGCGGGCUGCGUGGCAGUGGGAGAAUUCGCUGCGGCGGUGCAAUUUCGUUGGCUUUAUUGGGGAGGUUAUGAAGGGGGUUGUUGGGCUUAAGGAGAAGGAUCCUCAAGGGAAGGCGUAUGGGGAGUGGGUUGAGAAUGCGAAGAAGGAGACAAGGAAGAAGCUUGAGAUGCGACGGUAG
Molecule: messenger RNA, 957 nt
Organism: Penicillium soppii
Lineage: Eukaryota; Fungi; Ascomycota; Eurotiomycetes; Eurotiales; Aspergillaceae
Product: putative 26S proteasome-associated ubiquitin C-terminal hydrolase
Exons: 3
Coding region: 1-957 (318 amino acids)
Biological process (GO): ubiquitin-dependent protein catabolic process; protein deubiquitination
Cellular component (GO): cytoplasm
Molecular function (GO): cysteine-type deubiquitinase activity
Source: RefSeq, a predicted model, not a curated record